AAUACUACGAACUUUGUGUGUGUGAACAAGGUCUAGAAAAUAAUUCAUAAUAGAUUUCAUUUUUACGAGUUGGUGCCUUUCAGUUCCACAGUCUAGAUACUAAAUCGUUUUCCUUUUUAGUGUCACAUACAUGUAUAUGUUUCUGUGUCCCACGAAACCGUUUUUUCUUUGUAUUUACUGUGUCACUAGUUUUGGUUCACGUUAUGCCAAAAGUAAAUUCAAGGCCGGAAGUCAAUCUGUGGAACCGAAAAUAGGCUUUUAAUGUAAAUUCAUGUGACAUACAUACAUGUACAGUGUACACCAGGAAGUAAAACACACUCAACUGCUCACUCUUGACUGCAAAUGCCUACUUAAAAAUAGAUGUUCGUGCUUAACACAGAAUAAGGUCAGGUUUUUGAUGUGGAUAUAAAACAGAAUGUACAAAUUUUAAACCUUCUUAGCUACAUGUAUAAGGUUGGAAUUCGUGGAAGGUUUUCCUGUGGAACAGUGGCUAAAGAGACCAGUGAAGAUUGCACAAUGUAGGGGGAAAUUGAUACUUUUGUCAGGCACCUAUGCAUAAUACAUGUACAUUAUAUGUAACAGCUUUAGGUAUACUGGAUUUAUGUAUGAAAAAUCUUAGAAAAGAUCGAAUAGAUGUGUUUUAUGGCUUAAAUCUGAGGUUAAAAACAGUGAUGAGAGCAAAGUCAUUGUUUUUAAGAGAAGACUGCUUGAGAAUUGAUUGAAGAAGCUACAUAACAUAAGUGAAGACAGGGGAAUUAAAGAUUUUGAAAUACAGUUCUGUGCCAGAAAAGACAAUUAAAUGGCUAAUAGCAUGUUAGCAGAUGUGUUUGUGGCUGGUUGUCGUGGAGAAGUAUUGGUUCCUAAUGGGCUGGUGGAAGGACGAACCCAUGGUUGGAGGAGUUUAUUUUCUGGUCAUGGAAGUCGUAUCCAACUGUUACAGCAGAACAUGCUUUACAAGAUUUUAGUUACAGAAAGAGGAAAGAAUGGGGGUCAGCUGGCAGUAAUACUGAACACAGCUAAUUAUGAGGUGAAAAAAGAGGAAUGGCAUGAGAUCAAGACCAGUGACGGGAAAUUAUUUGCUUUUAAAUUUGACAAAAAUGAUAAGCAGUUUGUAGUUUUCCAAGCAGAACUAAAGAGAGUGCUGCAGUUAGAGACACGCCCACUGAGGAGGGGAGGGAGGAACAGAGAGCAAACUAACACCAAGUGCUCACCUGGUGCAGCGAAGGACGGGAACAUGGCAUCUGGCCGUGAAGUUGCAGAUGCCAUACCUUUCUAUUCAUCUGAUUCCUCUUUCUCUGGCAACACAGCCUCACAGCAAUAUGUAGACAUGUACGUAAACGCCAUUCCUAAAGAACCCUAUGACAGCACUGAGGAAUGGAAAUACAAAGGAGGGGGAGGCCACCCCAGGGACUAUAGUGCCCCCACAGCUUCUUUCUCCUCUAAGGCCAAGGCAGCUAGGUCUUACUCCGCCUACGCCCCACCCCCUGAGGCACAUGAACAACCUGCCACCCCUUUGUCAUCCCGUGGGGGCGCGGGAGGGGUGCAAAGACGUGAAGAACAAGUUCAUAGCAGGUCACUUUCUACAGGACUUCAGAACUUGAUUGAGUCACUGCAGAGUGCUAUUUAUAAAGGUGAAGGAGAACAAGCUGGUAUAGUUGCAAAGAGUCUUGCAAUUAAGAGGGCCAAUAUAAAAAUGGAACUUUACCAGUCUGGAGAUAGUGGGAAAUCAACUGAGAAAAUGAUCAGCCUGAAGGUGUAUGUGGAAGACAAGAGUAAUUCAGGUACCUCCAUCAUGCUGAAGGUCAGGCUGUCAAUGACCAUCAGAGAUUUAAAACGGCAUAUGUUCCUGGAACACCAAUUCCCCCCAGAAGUGCAAAGAUGGAUAAUUGGCAAGAGCCGUGCCAAAGAUGAUGACCACCUGAAUAAAUUCAAGCAGCUGAUCCAUGAUGGCUCUCCAGUGUACCUGUACCUGAUGUCUGCCAAGUCUGUAGGUCUGCCAGGAAGACAGGUGUAUGAGAGAGAACAUAACAUGGGACAGGCAGACCUUAUACCAGUAGACGUGUGUGAUGAGCCUGCAGUUGCUGCACCAACAACACCACCACAUCCUGCCUCACAGCAGAGAGCUGCUGCUCCAGGUCAUCAAAAUGUUCCUGAACCAAGGAGACCUUCAGGUUCAGAAGAAACUUUGAGACCACCACAGCAACAACAGCAACAGAGACUGCAACAGUUGCCACAGCAACAACAGAGACAGCAACAGUUGCCACAGCAACAACAACCAGUGGAUACCGCGGAGGGUUGGUCCUGCCCACAGUGCACCUAUGUCAACUUACCACUGCGGCCUGGCUGUGCCAUGUGUGCCGCUGACCGCCCUGCUGACUACAGGGAACCAGACAACUAUGUACCAACAGAUGAGGAGCUGCAGAUGAUGGCUCAACAACAAGAACUGGAUAGGCAAGCUUUGGAGUAUCAAGAAAGAAGACGGCGUCAAGAAGGGCAGCAGAGAUUGGAGAACUACCAGCAGUUGUUACAUGCAGCAGACCAGUCUCUGGUGGUGAACACAGAGGACUUCACCUGUCCUAUCUGCUUUGAUGACAUAGCACCUGGAGAUGGCGUCGUACUCAGGGACUGUCUGCAUAUGUUCUGCAAGAGCUGUUUGAAGGCUGCAGUUACUUACAGCGAGGAAGCAGCAGUAAAGUGCCCGUAUCAGGAUGACAACUAUACGUGUCCUUCCUUUCUGCAAGAUAUGGAAAUAAAGGCACUUGUUUCCAAUGAAGUCUUCCAGAAAUACUUGCAGCUGAGUCUGUCCCAGGCUGAGUCCCAGGCUGUGAAUAGUUACCACUGUAAGACAGCAGACUGCAGGGGCUGGUGUAUAUAUGAGGAUGAGGUAAAUUUCUUUGACUGUCCAGUUUGUGGCAAGAAGAACUGCCUGACAUGUAAGGCAAUCCAUGAAGGCAUCAACUGUAAGCAGUACCAGGAAGACCUGAAGAUCAGAGCAGGAAAUGACAAGGCUGCCAAGCAGACCAAUGACAUGUUAGAGAAACUGAUCAGAGAUGGAGAUGCCAUGCGAUGUCCACAUUGUAGGGUCAUAGUGCAGAAGAAGGAUGGAUGUGAUUGGAUAAAAUGCAGUUUUUGUAAAACAGAAAUUUGCUGGGUCACAAGAGGACCCAGAUGGGGACCUGCAGGCCCGGGUGACAUCAGUGGAGGUUGCAUGUGUCGUGUGAAUGCACAGAGGUGUCAUGACAACUGUCAAAACUGUCACUAGAUGGCAGCAACUUCCACAUAAACUGGUGAUAUGGCAGAAGUGCUACCUUCAGAUAGUACAUACAGGUUGAACCAUUAAUGUCUGGUGAACAGAAAUACUAAUCACAACUUAUUUUAUGUCAGAAAUUUAAAUUGUUUAUAAAUAUGUUGUUUUAGACAAUAGAUAGGUUGUUUGCUGUUGCCAAGUAUACUUGUUUCAGGUGCUAUUAUGUGUCCUCAUUCACAGUUUGUGAUACAAUAAUAUGUCAGAUAUUAAAAUAAAAUAUUUUAAAUCCAGCAACUUACAUGUACAGUAGUGAGUACUCUUCAUGUAUAAUAAUAAUAUUGAUAAUUAUAAUACAAUUUAUCUCUAGGCUUAAGUCCAAAUUUGUUCAGUAGACUUUACAAUGCAAUGAAUAAAUAACAAAAAGGGUAAGAAAAGUAAAAGAAAAGAAAUAUUGAAUAAAACUGGAAAAAUUGGUUAAAACAUAAUGUAGAAAUUCAAAAUGUUACUUCAUCACUCACAUUGAAAAGUCAUUUAUAAAAAUCUAUUUAUAAUUUUUCUGAAGGUAUGUCUUGAGUUCAGUUUAAAAGUAAAUGGACUAAAUUUGGUCCCCUUUCUAUAUUGGCCUUACUUUUUAUUGAUAUCUUUUAAAUGCUAAGACUUGAUAUGAGAUUUGUAAUUUAAGGUAACACAAAAUAUGAGUACAAAAACUGACGGUAUCAUUGAUAUCUAUCAUACAAUCCCUACAUUUGAAUUUCAUUUCAGUACUUUGAUAGACCUAUAAUUUUUUCAGACAAAAUGUUAUCAUGACACAAUAA
Lingula anatina is the source of this 4062-nucleotide messenger RNA. Its product is annotated as ranBP-type and C3HC4-type zinc finger-containing protein 1. The record is from RefSeq and is a predicted model, not a curated record. Gene Ontology annotation, biological process: proteasome-mediated ubiquitin-dependent protein catabolic process; protein linear polyubiquitination. Gene Ontology annotation, molecular function: ubiquitin-protein transferase activity; ubiquitin binding. NCBI's taxonomy places the organism in Eukaryota, Metazoa, Brachiopoda, Lingulata, Lingulida, Lingulidae. Gene Ontology annotation, cellular component: LUBAC complex.